Molecule: messenger RNA, 1558 nt
Organism: Pseudophryne corroboree (corroboree frog)
Lineage: Eukaryota; Metazoa; Chordata; Amphibia; Anura; Myobatrachidae
Gene: CCS
Product: copper chaperone for superoxide dismutase
Exons: 15
Coding region: 52-1170 (372 amino acids)
Biological process (GO): superoxide metabolic process
Molecular function (GO): copper ion binding; superoxide dismutase copper chaperone activity
Source: RefSeq, a predicted model, not a curated record
AGAACGUUACACAUCAGUCUCCGGUGUAAUGCUUGGGGGUGUGCCUUUCUAAUGCUAUUCAGCUGUCUGGCCUCACUGCUUCCGGGUGUAACGUCAGUGGGGUUAAAGCUGGAGUUUGCAGUUCAGAUGACCUGUGAGAAGUGCGUCAAUGCAGUAAAGAGCUCAUUACAAGGUGUAAAAGGUGUGCAGGACGUGACUGUCAGCCUGGAGUCAGAAUCUGUUAUUGUGAAGACUACGCUGCCAGCAUUGGAGGUGCAGAGUCUGCUAGAAAGCACAGGACGCAGGGCAGUGUUAAAAGGAAUGGGAAACAAUGCUGCACAAAACUUAGGGGCAGCUGUAGUGAUUAUGUCUGGAGAAGGAAAAGUGCAGGGAGUUGUUCGUUUUCUUCAAGUAUCUGAGAACACCUGUGUCAUUGAUGGGUCUAUUGAUGGCCUAAGUCCCGGGCUCCACGGUCUUCACAUACAUGAGUUUGGUGAUCUCUCUGGCGGAUAUGAGAGCUGUGGUGCACACUUUAAUCCUGAUGGUAAUACACAUGGAGGUCCUGGAGACCACGACAGGCAUGUUGGGGACCUGGGAAACAUCUUUGCUGGAGAUGAUGGGCGAGCAGUAUUUAGGAUUACCAAUGUACGCGUGAAGGUUUGGAAUGUUAUAGGCCGCUCAUUAAUGGUGGACAAAGGAGAAGAUGACCUUGGAUGUGGCAGUCACCCUUGCUCUAAAGUUACAGGCAACUCGGGCAAAGGGUUGGCUUUUGGCAUCAUUGCCCGCUCUGCGGGUCUUUUUGAGAACACAAAGAAAAUUUGUGCUUGUGAUGGAGUGACCAUUUGGGAGGAAAGAGAUUAUCCAAUUGCUGGACCAGGCCGAAAAAACUUGCAGACCACGGCGUCAGCAGCGGAUAAGAUUGCGAAGGGCCCAGCAGCAGAGAAGGUGGCGAAGGGCCCGGCGCCACUCGUUCUCUGCCAUAGCGGGACCCAGCGCCACAAGCAGCACCCCUGGACCAAUUCCUCCGCCGCCGGCAUUUGCGGACCCGCCUCGUCUUGGGUUCCAACGCUCACAGUUGGAGGACGCAGGCAGCCUUCCAGGUCCCACAGCAGGAGGACACUGGAGAGGAAGGCGCAGCCCUCCCCAAAUCCAGCAGGAGGAAGCCAGGCCAGCCAGCCCCUCGGGCCCUAGCAUGGACAGUGGUGGGUGGACCAGCCCAGAACAACCACUGUACUGUGCAUCCAGCUCCUCGGAGGAGGAGGUGGCAGCAGCACUACCUCCUGCAUACAGCAGGCCUCCCCCAGGCUUACAUUCCCCCAUACAACCAGAGGAGGAAUCUGAGGAGUGGUCCGACACUCCUGCACUACCAUCAACGCCUGCUCCAUCAUCUAAAUCGGGCUCAUCCACCCCAACUUCACUGACCCAUUCACCGGGACCGGCGGACCCGGCUCGUCCCGUGCUACUCCGGAGAAUCCGCCAGUUGCUUUCAAUAGCAAAUAUAUUAUUUUAUAGAAUAGCUGAUAAUGUGUAAAAUGUAUUUAUUUUGUUUUGUUUUUGUUUAAUAUAAUAAUAAUUUGUA